Messenger RNA from Triplophysa dalaica, 2325 nucleotides. RefSeq names its product GULP PTB domain containing engulfment adaptor 1b (gene gulp1b). Lineage: Eukaryota; Metazoa; Chordata; Actinopteri; Cypriniformes; Nemacheilidae. The transcript is spliced from 13 exons. Bases 201 to 1280 code for a protein of 359 amino acids. The record is from RefSeq and is a predicted model, not a curated record.
AAUCAAGCCCGCGCGCUCUUCCAGUGAGUUGCUGCAGAUGCGCGUGGACGUGCUCCGGUUUACCGGGAAAAACUACAACAGCAUCAUUCCCUGUUCAGAUGGAGGAGUUUGUGUGUCAGCGCUUGAGAUUGAGAUGUAAAUUCUGGACCAGCAGAGCAGUUUAAGGUGGCGUCUCGUUGGAAGAUCGUGAAAUCUGCAGAAUGAACAGAGCUUUUAACAGGAGAAAGGAUAAAGCGAGCUUACACACACCUGAGGCUCUGGUGCAAAGUCAUGUUGUGUAUAAUGCAAAGUUUCUGGGUAUCACAGAAGUGGAGCAGCCCAAAGGCACAGAUAUGGUGCGAGUGGCCGUCAGAAAGCUGAAGUUUCAGAGGCAUAUCAAGAAGUCUGCGGGACAGAAAACACCUAAAGUGGAGCUUCAGAUCUCAAUAUAUGGUGUGAAGAUACUGGACUCCAAAACCAAGGAGAUCCAACAUAACUGUCAGCUUCACCGCAUGUCCUUCUGCGCAGACGACAAGACCGACAAAAGAAUAUUUACUUUCAUUUGCACAGAACCUGAGACGAAGACGCAUCUGUGUUACGUGUUCGACAGUGAAAAAUGUGCGGAGGAGAUCACUCUCGCUAUUGGACAAGCCUUCGAUCUGGCCUACAAAAAAUUCCUGGAGUCUGGAGGAAAAGAUGUGGAGACGAGAAAACAGAUCGGAAACCUUCAGAAACGAAUUGAGGAUUUGGAGAUGGAGAACUCCAAACUGAAGAAGAAACUGAAGGAACUGGAGGAUCAGCUGAUGGACUCUCGCUGUUCAUCGAGAGCGUCUGUCUUGUCAUGGUGCGGUGAUGAUGAUGUCACCUCACUGUCCAGCCUUGAGAUGCCCCCUGUCACUCUGACACCUGUCAGCUCACCUGACUCCAGCCAAUCGGCAAGCUUGCUCACUCCUCCUCCUGCUAAACCCGCCCACUCACAGCCCAGCAGCGGCUUCAUCCUGCCGCGACCUCGCACUGGAAGCGUACAGACUCGAUUGGCCUCCACAGAUAUAUUUGAUAUGAUUCCCUUCAGCCCUGAAUCUCCAAUAACAAAACGAGUCAACUGUAACGGCAUCUCAUCUCCAAAAGAAAGAGAUACAGAUUUGUUCGGAGCAGAACCCUUCGAUCCGUUCAUCUGUGGACCUGCGGUCUUCACUCCAGACAUUCAGUCUAAACUUGAUGAGAUGCAGGAGGGGUUCCAAAUGGGACUGACUUUAGAGGGAGCAGCGUUUGCUCUGGAUCAGACGGACAGUCGAUGCUGAUUCUGAAUAGAGUUCUUUUGUUUAUACUGUAAUCGUUGACCUCAAAACACUCAAUGACAUCGUCACAAUUUUUAUUCACGUUUCAAAUUUAAAGGAAAAAUGACAAAAGCUUCAAAACGGUCUGUAGAGCCCAGUUCUAUUUUUAUAUAAUAAAGUUACCAUUGAAUAUUGUACAUAUGUUUGAUCUUGUUAGUGAAGACUUUUUCUAGAUGCUUGCUAGAAUUUAGACCAAAUUUACACGGAAUGUUUGAAAUAAAAACAUGCAUUCAUUCACAAUCAAGGUAUCGUCUGAAUCUGUUUAUCCUGAUGCUCAUGUUGUGUGAGAUUCAGAACUGAUUUACAACUCUAUAAAAUCAUAUAAUAACACACUGGGGUUUCAAUUUAUCUGAUUUAAAGAAACUUUACAGUCAUAAACAGCUGUUGGAAAAUAAUGUCUUUAUAUCUUCUAAAAAUCUAAAAUAUCUUCUGCUGUUCACAUCCCUCUCACCAUCACUGAUGGAUGUUUAAUGCUUUGUUAAAUCACUUGCUAUUUGAUGGUAAAUAAAUGAGAAAAUAGGCACUAAAUUAGUUUAUGCUCCUUCACUCAAUAGCAAUAAAAACAGUUACUCUUUACCAGAGUUGGCUCUUACUAAUUCAUUAAUUUCUGUAAUUUAAUUACUUUUCCUUUAAAAAAAGUAAAGUAAGGGAUUACUGUUAUAUUUUCUGUAAUUUAAUUACAGUUGAUUCUGAUGUAAUUGAACUAAAUACUGCAAUGUGUACAGUAUUGGGAUUGACAUUUAACUGUAAAUGUGUUUACUUUAGUCACUUCAUAUUACUUCAUGCUGUUUUUUUAUUAUUUAUGUGAAUGAAUUAAGAACCGUUUCAUGUCUAUCCUUGAAUCACAGAAUUAAUCAUGGUUGAUGUAGGACAUAGAAAGUCAUAAGUAAUUAAAUACUUUUUGGUGAGAGUCAUUUGUAGAGUCAUCUUAUGACACUAUUGAAUAUGUAAUUAGUAACCCAUUACUUUUUCAGAGUAACUCUUUAAACAUUAGAAGUGGUUGUAAAAG